This is a messenger RNA of Anolis sagrei ordinatus, 1595 nucleotides long. Lineage: Eukaryota; Metazoa; Chordata; Lepidosauria; Squamata; Anolidae. The record is from RefSeq and is a predicted model, not a curated record.
CUCCAUCUCAGGAUGUGGUCGGGACGGUUCCAGUGCCAGUGGGUCCUACAGCCCUGUGUGGUUCAGCGUCUGCGUGCUUUUGUCCUUCGUUGCCCUGCACUGUCCUCAGAGGCUUCCAAGCGUUUCUAUACCCCCCAAGCAGAGAGGAAGCGGUUUUACCAGGAUGUUACCAUCAGCCAAGGUGAAGGAGGCUUUGAAAUCAGUCUGGAUCACCGGAAGCUGAAAACCCCACAGGCCAAGCUUUUCACUGUCCCCAGCGAGACGUUGGCUCUAGCAGUGGCCACUGAAUGGGACUCUCAGCGAGACACCAUCAAGCCCUACACUAUGCACCUGACUACUUUGUGCAACACGGCUUUGGACAACCCAUCACAACGAACCAAGGACCAAAUUAUCGGGGCAGCUCUGAAGUUCUUAGAGACAGAUACCAUCUGCUACCGAGUGGAAGAGCCCCCUGCCUUGGUGGAAUUGCAGAAGAACGAGUGGGAUCCUGUCAUUGAGUGGGCCGAGAAAAGGUACAAUGUCACGAUUGGCUCCUCAACCAGCAUCAUGGGGCCCAGCAUCCCCCAGAGCACCAAGGACGUCUUCAUUAGCCACCUGGCAUCAUAUAACACCUGGGCUCUUCAAGGCAUCGAGUACAUGAUCACUCAGCUGAAAUCCCUUAUUCUCUCCAUGGGCCUCUUGGACAAACACUUGACAGUGGAGCAUGCGGUCCUGCUGUCUCGCCUGGAAGAAGAAUACCAGAUCCAGCGCUGGGGGAACGUGGAGUGGGCCCACGACUACGACCUGCAUGAGAUGCGUUCCCGUACAGCUGCAGCCACCCUCUUUGUCCACCUUUGCACGGAGAGCACCACAGUCAAGCACAAGCUGCUCCAGGACUGAGGCUCUGGGCGGUCGGACUGAAGAAGAUCCAAAUGGUGAACACACAAGGAAGGACAUUCCCAUCCUCCUGGGUCUGUCUCAGGGCUGGUGGCCUUUUCGGGCUGACCAGGAGAAGUUACAGGAAAUGCCUGAGUUGUGAAGGAGAGCACUGCCCACACAGUCUGUAUGGAUUUUCACAACAGAAUGGGGAUUGUGGUAGAGAUCCUUUUGGAGAUUUCUACACUGGUGUAAUAGUGCACCUUACAAUGCCCUGAUGUUUUGUAUCUCCCUUACUAUGGGAUGCUGCUCAGGGACAACUCUGCCACUGGUUGGACAUUGCCAACAAAGGGCCCUUUUCUUCUGUCCUUACCUUCUCUUUCCAUGCCCAGACAUCCACAUAAGGACACUGAUAGAACUUGAUGCUCUACUGGCUACAAAGAGGAAUGUGGCAUUUUCUCCUGUCUCCGCUGAAACUGGGCUUUCUAUCCCCAGAGCAGAGCAAAUGUCGCCCUCCAAGACGUGGCUCCCAAUGGUCCUUACCAAGGUUGAGAAGACAUGCAACCCAACACGAGGACUGUACUUUGCCCGUUCCUGUCCCCCCAGGUUUUCCUGCCCCUCUCCUUCACCUCCUUUCCUCUGGGGCAGCAAAGGACAAAGCUAUCCCCUCCUAUUUGUGCUGUAUCUUUUUAUGCUGCAUCAGACAGCUGUGCUAUUAAAGGAGCCGACAAACAAACAAA